AUGAAGAAGAUCAACGAUCGAGCCCAUUGGGAGACAGCAAAAUCUAUUUCUAGAAUUAACCGCGAAUACUGUCUUAAAGGAUCUCAAUCCAAAGAUGAAUGGGAUGAAUUCAAUACUUCAGGACCCAAUUAUGGAGCGGAUAUAGACUCCUUUGAAAAAGGAAAAUGUCCCACCCAAGGCCAACGCACAGACCUGGAAGCCGCAUGCAACAGAAUCGAUGAAGGUGCAAGUGUGAGAGAUGUAGCAAAGGAGUUUUGUACUACAUUUGUAAACAGCUUCAAAGGGUUAAAUGCAUACCAACUCAUCACCACUGAAGGUUUUCGUUCCGAUACUCUACGUGGCAUCUGGAUCUGGGGCCCUUCAGGUGUCGGUAAAUCCAGUAGUGUCUGGAAAGACUACGGCGAUUCGUUAUUCGACAAGCCUCAGAACAAAUGGUUUGAUGGGUACGCUGGUGAGGAUACAAUUCUUCUCGACGACUUCGACAAGAAAGGGAUAUGUCUCAGCCACUAUCUGAAACGUUGGGCUGACCACUACCCGUGCACAGGGGAAACCAAAGGUGGUACCGUCCAUCUUAGGCAUAAACGCCUUGUAAUCACCAGCCAGUACAGCAUUGAAACUCUCUUUGGCAAACCAGAUGAAGAAGGCGCUAUAGACGAAGAGCUAGUCGAUGUCCUCAACCGCCACUUCAAAGUCAUUCAUAUGGACCACGUAAACAACACUGGGAAGAAACGUGCCUGUAGUAGCUCGCCGCCUAAAUCUUAA
Molecule: messenger RNA, 762 nt
Organism: Seminavis robusta
Lineage: Eukaryota; Bacillariophyta; Bacillariophyceae; Naviculales; Naviculaceae
Source: the annotation of a GenBank genome assembly